UUGAAGAGUUUGUUGUUGAGCGCCAGAGGAAGUUUCUGUGUCUCUGCUGAUGCGCCACAGGAGGAAUUAAAACCUUAAUUACAAAAGUUUAAUUUAUUUAAACUGUUCGGAAUUAUAUCGCGAGAUUUUAUAGCGGCAGACGAGGACAAUAUACACCGUAACUCGGCUCUGAGACCCGCGGAGCAGCUCUUCUCUCGGCGGCCAUCAUGGCUUCUGUUAACGGAACCGGAGGGAGGCGAGAGGAGAAGGGUCGGAACAUCCAGGUUGUGGUCCGGUGCAGGCCUUUUAACACUGUGGAACGCAAGUCGUCAUACGGAGUCAUCGACUGCGAUCAGACCAGGAAGGAGGUGGCCGUCAGGACAGGAGGCAUGAACGACAAGUCCUCCAGGAAGACCUACACCUUCGACAUGGUUUUCGGUCCAGCUGCAAAACAAAUUGAGGUCUACCGGAGCGUGGUGUGUCCCAUCCUGGACGAAGUCAUCAUGGGAUAUAACUGCACUGUCUUUGCCUACGGUCAGACAGGAACCGGGAAGACCUUCACCAUGGAGGGAGAGAGGAGUCCAGAUGAGGAGUUCACCUGGGAGGAGGACCCACUGGCCGGCAUCAUCCCCAGGACGCUGCAUCAGAUCUUUGAGAAGCUUUCUGAGAACGGCACCGAGUUCUCCGUCAAAGUCUCCCUGCUGGAGAUCUACAACGAGGAGCUGUUUGACCUCCUCAGCCCCACCGAGGACGUCAACGAGCGGCUGCAGCUCUUCGACGACCCCCGCAACAAGCGCGGUGUGGUGGUGAAGGGGCUGGAGGACGUGGUGGUCCACAACAAAGACGAAGUUUAUCAGAUCCUGGAGCGAGGAGCAGCAAAGAGGAGGACGGCCUCCACGCUUAUGAACGCCUACUCCAGUCGCUCCCACUCGGUGUUCUCUGUUACGAUUCACAUGAAGGAGAUCACUCUGGAUGGAGAGGAGCUGGUGAAGAUCGGGAAACUCAACCUGGUGGACCUCGCUGGCAGCGAGAACAUCGGCCGCUCGGGAGCCGUGGACAAACGAGCCCGCGAGGCGGGAAACAUCAACCAGUCGCUGCUGACGCUGGGCCGAGUCAUCACCGCGCUGGUGGAGAAGAGACCUCACGUCCCGUACAGGGAGUCCAAACUUACCAGAAUCCUCCAGGACUCGCUGGGAGGACGCACAAAAACCUCCAUCAUCGCCACGGUGUCGCCUUCUUCCAGCAACCUGGAGGAGACUCUGAGCACCCUGGAGUACGCCAGCAGAGCCAAGAACAUCAUGAACAAACCAGAGGUCAAUCAGAAGCUCACCAAGAGGACCCUCAUCAAGGAAUACACCGAGGAGAUCGAGCGGCUGAAACGGGACUUGGCUGCAACUCGAGACAGGAACGGAGUUUAUCUGUCGUCAGAAAACUACGAGAGCAUGGUGACUCAGAUCACGGCUCACGAGGAGCAGAUCGCUGAGUACGUCGACAAGAUCGCCAUCAUGGAGGAGGAGCUGAAGAAGGUGACCGAUCUGUUCGUGGACAGCAAGAACCGGCUGGAGCAGUGUGCUCUGGAUCUGGACCAGAAGCAGCAGAGGCUGGAGGAGACCAACAAACACCUGGAGAAGACCAAGGAGAAGCUGGUCGUGGAGGAGUUUAUCUGCUCAGAGCUCAGCUUGGUCCAUGAGUCCCUGUACAGCACCGCUGGACAGCUGUUGAGCACGGUGGAUGAAAGCACCAGCGACGUGUCGGGACUCCACGACAAGCUGGACCGCAAGAAGAAGGUGGAGCAGCACAACAUGCAGAUCCAGCAGAGCUUCUCUCAGAGGAUAGAUGGGGCCUUCAGCGACAUGCAGCACUGCAUUCAGCAUCACGGGGCCAAGCACAGCGACAUGCUCUGCAGCUACUCUCAGACCAUCGAUGAUGUGCUGGUGAAGAACGACGUGGCGCUGAGAGGCGCUCUGAGCACCGUGGAGACAUUUGUGGGUGGAGUCCAGUCGCUGGUGGCCGACGGCGUGGCUCGUUGUCAGGAGAAGCUGCAGCAGCAUGAAGCCCUGAGUCAGGAGCACAAGGACGGUCUGCUGCAGCUGCUGGAGGAGCAUCAGGAGGAGAUGAAGGACGUUCUGGCUGCUCGGACUCUGUUGGGUUUAUCGGCCCUCAAAGAGCUCAGCGCCACUCUGAAGUCGACCGUGGAGACGCAGCGGUCCCUGGCCGACCAGGUGGAGGCCAUGAAGGAGAUGGGGGCCUUCUUCAGCGGUUUGGUUCAGGAGCUGGUGGGUCUGCGGCAGUCCACCAUGCAUGGUCUGAGUGCGCUCCAGGCCGAGCAGGAGAAGCUGGAGGAGGAGAUCCGACAGGCCCAGGAGAGGCACCAGAAGGGUAUGAAGCAGACCAUCCAGUGCCUGCAGGACCAGUUGAACCUGCUCACCAUGGAGACCCAGCAGGACUACAGUGACCUGCGUUCAGCCAACAAAGCUCUGCAGACUCCUGCACAGACGCUGCAGGAGAACAUCAGCAGCCACUGCAGGUUGGUGGAAAACCAGACUUCAUCCCAGGCAGACCUCCUCUCCUCCACCGCCUCCUCCCUCUCCUCCUCCCUCCGUCAGACGGCAGAGGAGAGCCAGAAGCUGCUGGAGGAGACAAACGGCUACUACUCGGACCUCCACAGCUCUGUGUCAGGCCUGGUGGAGUGGGACGUGAAGUGGACCCUCAGAACCAGGGAACACGCUGACAGACGAGCCAAGGAGCAGCUGACCCUGGUGGAGCAGAUUUCAGAAGAAACUCGGAGUCUCCGUCAGAGCGUCCAGACGCGGUGCACUGAGCAGCUGCGAACAGCCAAGGAGGAUCUGACCAGCCGGCAGGAGGAAACCAAGCAGUCUCUGAGUGCUCUACAGAACCAGACCUGCUCGGACCGGCAGGUUCUGGGACGGCAGCAGGCGGAGCUGGAGGAGUAUAUGGAAACGGGUCAGCAGCUGGUUCACAGCUUCCUGCAGGAGGAGCUGAAGGCGGACGUUCCCACCGGUUUGACCCCUCAGCGUCGUGAGUUUGUUUAUCCCAGACAUCUGAACAAGUCACGGACUCGCAGUGAGCUGCUGGAGGCCCUGAGGAGGCAGCAGGAGGAGCUGCAGGGUGCCUUGGAGGAAGAGGAGGAGGAGGAGGAAACUCCAGAAGAGGACGACAAACAAAACCAGGUUGACCAUGAUUCUCUGGAGGACAUCAGCACCUGUAAUGAAAGUCUGGCCACAGAACCGUCCUUCAUCGACGAGAACCUCGUCUUCAACGAGAGCAAACGUGUUCCUUUCUUCAAGCAGAAAAAAGGUGGUAAGAAGGAGACGAAGAUCCUCUCCAGGUCCAAAACGGCAGAGAAUGAAGCCCAGUCCACUCCUCAGAAGUCCAGACUGCCCCUCCGCUGCCAGAACUAAAUCAGCCCGCUGAGUUUUAACAUUUUUAUGGUCUUCUAACUAAUAUUUCAGUUGUAAAAUAAAGAUUUCUGCUUGUUUUUAUAUCAUCAUUGUGAGUGUGAAAUAAAACAUGAUCAAUCAAUUAAAA
This is a messenger RNA of Girardinichthys multiradiatus, 3528 nucleotides long. RefSeq names its product kinesin family member 11 (gene kif11). Lineage: Eukaryota; Metazoa; Chordata; Actinopteri; Cyprinodontiformes; Goodeidae. The record is from RefSeq and is a predicted model, not a curated record. The coding region runs from base 207 to 3401 and encodes 1064 amino acids. Gene Ontology annotation, biological process: microtubule-based movement; mitotic spindle assembly. The transcript has 27 exons. Gene Ontology annotation, cellular component: spindle microtubule; nucleus. Gene Ontology annotation, molecular function: ATP binding; microtubule binding; plus-end-directed microtubule motor activity.